CACGCGAAGCAAACGAUGGAGAAUAUGGUUAAGCACCACAAUGAAGGAAAUUUUGAGAGGGUAACAAUGCCCCCACUUAUUCCGAAAGUAAUAAACCAGCCAGCUCCAUCAAUUGAUGGUUUACCAUCAGUAGAAUCAUCUCUCCAAAAAGUCAUGAGUGCUUUAAGUGAUGAAAAUACCAAAAUAAUUGGAGUAUGGGGCAUGGGUGGUGUGGGCAAAACUACCCUCGUCAAAAAUGUGAACAAUAAGUUGCAAGGGACACAACAAUUCAAUAAAGUCAUAAUGGUGAUUGUUUCAGAGGACGUGGAUAUCAAAAGGAUCCAGGGAGACAUUGCGAAGAGAUUGGGUUUCACACUCCUGGAUGGGACGUCCGAGUCCUCACGAGCAAGUGAUCUGAGGACUAGAUUGAUGCAAGAGGAGAAAUUUCUCAUCAUAUUGGAUGAUUUGUGGGAGCGACUUGAUUUGGCUGAUGUAGGAAUUCCCUCUACUAACAGCCUUGAAGGUUGUAAAAUCAUAUUCACAACACGUAAUGAAGAUGUGUGUCAAGGAAUGGAAUGCCAAGUUGACAUUCAAGUAAAAGUGCUCUCAGAAGAGGAAUCAUGGAAACUAUUCAAAGAAAAAGCAGGUGCUGUUGUAGAUAACUCUUCCUUGCAAAGCAAGGCGAAGGAGGUUUUAGAGGAAUGUGGCGGUCUUCCCCUAGCAAUUAUCACACUUGGACGGGCACUAAGAGGUAGGAGAAAUCCUAAGGAAUGGGAUAAUGCACUGUCACAGCUGAAUAAAGCUGUGCCAAGCGAUAUCAAAGGCAUGGAGAAUGGGGUAUACCAUUCUAUCAAAAUUAGCUACGACCAUUUGCGACCUCAGCUAAAACCAGCUUUCUUGUUCUGCUGCCUGUUUCCUGAAGAUUAUGAUAUUCAUGUGGACAAGAUGAUUAGAUUGUGGAAGGGUGAAGGCUUUUUGGAAGAUGUUGAAAGUUGGGAGGAAGCAUUAAAUAAAGGGCACGCUUUGGUUGAAGAACUCAAAUCUUCUUGUUUGUUAUUAGCAAGUACAAAGGAAGGGCAUGUAAAGAUGCACGACAUUGUUAGGGAUGUUAGCAUUUGGAUUUUGUCAAACGAAUGCAAGGACUGCAAAUCUUUUGUGAGAAUCGGACGGAAAGGUUUGCCACAGGGGAAAAGUUGGGAGGAAUACAAGAGGAUUUCUCUAUGGCGAUGUGGAAUUAAUGAACUGCCAGAAGGGAUGCAUUGUCCUAAAUUGCUGACAUUGAUGAUGCUGGAAAAUGAGAAGCCGAUGGAAAUUCAAGGUUGGUUUUGGGAAGCAACAAAAGACCUUCGGGUUCUGGAUCUAAGCAGAACAACUAUCAGUAAGAUACCACUGUCAAACCUGGUGAAUCUACGGGUGCUUUGCCUGAGGAGCUGCAAGUUUGAAGAAUGGAAUUGUUUGUCAGCACUUGGGGGACUGAAGCAGCUUGAAUUUCUAGAUCUGUCAUUUAACAAUUGGUUAUGCGAGUUGCCAAAUGAAAUUGGAGAAUUGGUCAAUCUGCGGAGCUUGGACUUAACAAAUACUAUUCAUCUUAACAUUGUUCCAAGUGGUGUUAUAUCAAGGUUGACUCUCUUGGAAGAAUUGAAGAUGUGGAACAGUUUCCACGAGUGGACGGCAGAAGAAAAAGAUGCAAGCAGCAGCAGCAGUUGCAAUGCCUCUUUGAGUGAAGUGGCAUCUUUGAAAGAGUUAUCUAAUUUACAUCUGUUUAUUGUGGAAGUGGAACGUUUGCCUAGAGACUAUCCUCUGAUUAAACAUCCGACAAAGUUGAAGAACUUUUGCUUCUGCAUAUGCCCAAGGCCUCGUUAUGGUCGUGUACGCCGUGAUUAUCCCAAAAACCCUGAUGGGUUGAGAUAUAUGGAGAGAUAUAUGGAGAUUGUUGGUUGUAGUCUCAUCCCCGAAUGGGCUUUAAUGCUUUUACCACAGACAACCCAUUUAAAGUUAAAAAAUUGCAAGGGUAAAGAGGCACUUAAUCGCGGUGGAGGAUUCCCAAGUUUGAAAUAUCUUAAAGUUGAGAAAUGUGAUGAUGUGGAAUUUGUUGUCAGUGCAAAGGAGUCUCCUGAAAAUGCAUUCGGUAAUCUACAGAGUUUAGUGUUAACAAUGUUGCCAAAUCUAAAGAAAGUCGUCACUAAGUAUGAAGAGGGAUCGCUUCCCACCCUUCAUAACCUUAAGGAGGUGGAAGUGGAGGAAUGUCCUGAACUAAAGCAUCUACUCCCAUCCGUUUUAUUGCAAGGAAUGGAUAAUUUAACCGAUGUGACAGUGUUUCAUUGUAGAGGAAUGGAGCAUUUAUUUGAUGGACCACCCACGGUGGAGCAACGCAAUGAUGUGCUCUCCAAACUCAGAUCCUUAAGUCUUUUUAAUCUCAGGAGCAUGACAAGUAUUUGGCCGAUGGGGUUAGCGGUGAAUCUCCAAAAGCUCGCUACUCUGGAUCUUUGGGAUUGCCCUGGCUUGAAGAAGAGCGUUGUGUCAGCGAUGCAGAUGAAGGGUGGGCUCCCUAACCUUAACGAACUCAACGUGUAUGAUUGCGAAGGAGUGGAGGAGAUGAUUUCAGAUGUGGUGGAUAAUGAGGGUCUCCUACCUAAACUAAGAACUCUAGACUUAAGAGAUCUACCGAAAUUGGUGCGCAUAUGUGGAGGAGAGGCUGAUCCCCUGUUGCAACUGGAUUGGAAUUCACUGGAAGAAAUACAUGUGUGGAGAUGUGGAGGAAUGGAGCAUGUAUUUGAUGGACCGCCCAAUGAUGUGUUCUUCAAACUCAAAACCUCGAAUCUUAAAGAUCUCCAUCAUAACCUGACUACUCUCGUGCUUUGGAGGUGCCAUUUCUUUAAGAAGACCGUUAUUUCGUCGGUUCAGAUGAAGGGUGGGCUCCCUAAUCUCGUCAACCUCACCGUGAAUGAUUGCGGAGGAGUAGAAGAGAUCAUUUCAGAUGUGGUGGAUAAUGAGGGUCUCCUACCUAAACUAGAAAUUCUGACAUUAUGCUCUCUACCGGAAUUGGUGCGAAUCUAUGGAGGAGGAGAGGCUGUUCCACCACCGCAAUUGGAUUGGCAUUCGUUGAAAACAAUUAAGGUGUAUGGAUGUCCCAAGCUUAAAAAGGUGCAGGCUCUGCAAGGUGGGGCCGACAGUGUGCCGUCGCUUAAAGAGAUAAAGGGAGAAAGGAAUUGGUGGGAGGGGUUAGAUUGGGAAGGAGACGACAGAGUCAGCUCCCAAUUCCAUUCCCUGUUUAAAGAGGUAUUUGAAUUAUUGAAGUUUAUAAUAUGAAGACGCUUGCUACUAUUCAAUACUCAGACUGCUCCUCUUGGAAAGCGUAGCUCUUCACUCGCCAUUUAAAUUCAAUAUCAAUUGGCUAGUAUCAUAUCGAGAACUAUUGACUCAAGAAGGAAGAAAAUAAUUGAAAAUAUUAGUUAUGUUCCUUUAUCUACUCCCCUUAUCUGUCUUCUUCAAUCGCUUUAGAUGCUAAUCAUUCUCCAUGGACGAGAGUCCUUUCAGUUUGAGGAUUGCUUUGUAAGCUUCUAAAGUUUUGCUUUUUCUUAGCUCAAGUGGGGGUUUUCUCUCACUAGGCCAGCAUAUAGGCUCUUUUCUCUUUUCCUGGUCCGGGAUGUGGGCAUUUUAGUGUGUAUGUUUUUCUUUUCUCCUAGCCUGAGAUGUGGGUUGCUGCU
Messenger RNA from Magnolia sinica, 3686 nucleotides. RefSeq names its product disease resistance protein At4g27190-like. The record is from RefSeq and is a predicted model, not a curated record. NCBI's taxonomy places the organism in Eukaryota, Viridiplantae, Streptophyta, Magnoliopsida, Magnoliales, Magnoliaceae. The coding region runs from base 16 to 3288 and encodes 1090 amino acids. Gene Ontology annotation, molecular function: ADP binding. The transcript has 2 exons.